AUGGAUAUCAUCGAACUUAUUCACAGCGAAAAGUCCAGUGCAAAACUACGCUAUCCAUGCGAUUGGCCAGGUUGCGAGAAAUCCUUUGCUCGCCCAUCUGAUAUUGUCCGUCAUCACCGCACCCAUACAAAUGACAGGCCCUUUGCUUGCAACGUCCAGUCUUGCGAAAAGCGGUUUAUACAGAGAUCUGCCCUUACUGUUCAUCUACGGACACACUCCGGGGAACGCCCGCACGCGUGUGAAUUCGAUGGCUGCGAGAAACGGUUUAGUGACAGCAGUGCCUUGGCACGCGAAUACACACUGGUAACCGCCCGUACAAGUGUCAAACAAAACAUUGCGAAAAAAGGUUACUACACCAAAAAGCGUUUCUUGGCCCGUCAUAUCAGAACCACACAUGGACCCAAAGGAUACUUUCAGGCCCUGCCAGAAAACUACAACAAAGGCCAAUUAAUUAAGCGCAAGCCUUCAAUUAUUCCAGAGGAACAGCCUCAAUAUCAAUACCUUCUAUCGCCUCCUUCUAGUCAAUGCAGCACUACGAUCUCUCCUCAAAACUCGCCUACUUUUUCGCUAUCUCCCUUGUCUCAGCCAUCUCAUGGGCCGCCUUCCUCCGAGUCACUAUCUCAAUACCUUUUUCAUUAA
This is a messenger RNA of Phycomyces blakesleeanus NRRL 1555(-), 639 nucleotides long. RefSeq names its product C2H2-type zinc finger transcription factor. The record is from RefSeq and is a predicted model, not a curated record. Gene Ontology annotation, molecular function: DNA-binding transcription factor activity, RNA polymerase II-specific; RNA polymerase II cis-regulatory region sequence-specific DNA binding. NCBI's taxonomy places the organism in Eukaryota, Fungi, Mucoromycota, Mucoromycetes, Mucorales, Phycomycetaceae. The transcript has 6 exons. Gene Ontology annotation, biological process: regulation of transcription by RNA polymerase II. Gene Ontology annotation, cellular component: nucleus. Bases 1 to 639 code for a protein of 212 amino acids.